AUGUCGCAGCUUGCGCUCCAGACUCGGAGUGCCCAGGGCUCUACUUCAGAAUCUGGUCCUUGUGCUGCGGAUGCUGGUUCGACGGCCGCAUCUGCGACUCUGACUGGCGCUGGCACUGGACAUGCUGCCCCCACUGCCGCUGCUGUUGCUGGUGCCAGGGCUCCUUCUGGUCAUACUGGCGGCGAGGGCGGUGAUGGUGGUGGUCAUGGUCAUGGUCAUGGUCAUACUCAUACUCCUGCUAUCGCUGCUGGUGUCACUACUCGCCUGCCUCCUCACCAAAAACACCCUCUUCACCGGCUCCAGGUAGCAGAUGCUGCCCCAAAGUACACCUCCUCCUCAUCCUCGCCCUCCUCCCAGGAUAGCCCCACGACAGGCCUCUUGAUCCCGGCUCCCGAUCCUGCAAGCAUUACAAGCACCACAAACACAAGCACCAGCACCGCUGCCAGUCACUUUCACAGCGGUGCCACUACUGUGGCCAGCCCUCUUCUGACCCCAUCUCCAAGAUCUCCUCGCCGCCCGAUCCCCAGUCCUCUACACGAGAGCACCGCAGUCUCUUCUCCGACGAGCCCAUUCUCAGUUCGGUCUUCGUCCUUCUUCCCGCUCGUGGCCAACUUCUCAGUGCCACGCUCCAAGACACUGCCCGACAUUGUAACGACCCCAACCGACGAUCUACGCUCUCCUGUCGACCUCUUGGGGGAACCGCAGACGUACUACCAAAGUGAUUCGUCCAGUUCGUCAACACCCGAACGCACCGCGCCACGCAGACCGAGAAUAUCGCCGCUUCCCUCGAAUGAUAGUCGCAGUGCCUCCGAACCAUACCUAAAUUCCAGGCCUUCUGCAGGCCCGCCCCGAUCCCCAAUGUCUACACCUGGAGGCUCGGCCGCUGCCUCACGGGGCCACCCAGGCAAAGGUGCACCGCGGAACUCGUCAAUGGACUCGGCCAUUUCGGCCAUCUCCACAAAGUCUCAAUCGCAAAGAGGCGCCUCCGGCAGCCAAUCAUCUGAUCCUACAGAUAUCGCUGCGUUGAUUAAGACAGCAGGCAGUCCGGAGGCCGUGAUUCAAUACCUUCUUAAAGAAAAGCAGUCACAGUCACAACAAAAUGCACAGUUAUGGCGCCUCGUCGACAAGCAACGAGCCAUGAUUCUGGGGCUGAACAAGGAUCUGGAACGCGCGUUGAAAGACAAGGAAAAAUACCGGAAGAAACUGAAGGAAGUUAUCAACGUUCCCGAAACGAUAGCCUCCGAUGGCUCAAGAACUAGCAGCAAGGUCAUGAAAAUGCCUGUGCACAAGGCGAUACCGACGGUUGAUAUCAGCGCUCCCAAAGAGCGACAAGUCGUGGCUCCAGAUUCCCCGAUUCUGGAUUCCGACAGCCAAAAGCAUUCCCCGGUCGACCUGGCCAUGGCGCCCUACCCGAUCACACCUCCGGCGGAUCAACCGAAUGGCCCUCCGUCAGCUGUCGGCGAGCUGCUGGAUCCUUCACACGAGAUGCCCAGAGCUCAUGAACACGCCUACGACCAGUUCAACCACGACGCGGAGGAGCAAGCUGCCGACGCCGCUCGCAAAGCGCUUGAGGCGGAACAGUUCAUGGACCUCCCUGUCAGCAUGUCACUGCCGCCAUCUCGCAGCUUACCCAGCCAGCCACCCAGCGUCCCUCCCCCGAGACCUCCUAAAGCACCUCCAAUCGACUCGGCUACUGAUGAAGGGUUGUCCCAAUUUCCCGCACCACCCCCACGCAAGCCACCUCCAGCUCCGUUGCAGCUUGGUAGCAAAAGCCAGGCUGUUGCCGAGGAGGAGGAAAGUGAUACUGACUUCGACGACAUCUUGGAGGUUGAUGAAAUCGUCAGCGAGGCGCGUGGUCGAAGAAGAACGCGAGAGGAGGACGAUCGCGAUAGGGAAGUCUUGGUUCAAAAAGAGAUGGAGAGGAGGAGCUUGUCGAAGAAGAGCACGCCCACUGAGACAAUCACGGCACCCACCGACCUGCCACCAAGCCCGCCGAAGCGAAUGCACCGCGACAACGCUCCUGCCUCUCUGGCUGGAGUACUCAGCCCCCAGACUCUUGACGCUCCGCUCUUGAGUCCCGGUUUGCCGUCCAGCCCGCGCCCGCUAGGAGUUCCGGUGGUUGACAGCCCUGCCCACUCCCCAAGAGGCGCGGGAUCAUUCCCCUCCGGCCCUCUGUCACCGCGACCGCCUCGUCAACCCAUCCCCCUUCCUCCAGGACACUCUCUUCAGACUCCACUGCCUUCUGAGCCUAUGGUAUUGAAGAGCCCCCAGCCCCUCAACAUCGUAAAGAAAGGCAGUCAGUCGCCUCCUAGCGACAGGAGCCGCAUGAGCCCAAUUGAGCGCGGUGAUCCUGGCCGUAUUUUCAAGGGAUUCGCCAGUGAAGAGUACCCCGACUUGCUGCUCGGACCUAACGUCUUGCCAACGAUCAUAGUCAAGGUUGCUUCCUCACGUAUGAAGCCGUCGCGAGCGAGUCUCAUUUCCCUGACACAACUGGAAGAGGACCCUGUAUUCACUCUCGCCAUCUUCUCGCGAUCUGAGCCUGGAGAGUUGUGGCGGGUUGAAAAGGAUUCGGCCUCUUUAGCGAAGUUGGACUCCAGGUUGAAGCAGUGCUCAGCUUUCACUGCCAAGACGCCCGAGAGAUCACUAUUCAGUGGCCAUGCUCCUGCCAAGCUCGAUGCCCGACGAGUGGCACUCGACCAGUACCUUGAAGAGGUCCUCGAAUGUCCUUUGGACACUGCGAGCGCUCUGGAGCUCUGCAAGUACCUCUCGACGAACACAUUGCCUCCCAAUGCCGACGAUGCCGGGUCGAUGGAGACAUUGGUCGAGAACAAGACCAAGGUUGGACCGGGUGGUCGUCCGUUCAGAACAGGCUAUCUCACUAAGCGGGGGAAGAACUUUGGUGGUUGGAAGGCGCGCUUCUUUGUUCUCGAUGGUCCUCACCUAAAGUACUAUGAGACUCCGGGUGGUGCUCACCUAGGUACCAUCAAGUUGCCCAGCGCACAAAUCGGCAAACAGUCCCAGAGCAACGACAAUCAAUCCCCUCAGCAGUCAGCAAACUCCGAAGAGGCCGAUAACCAAUACCGGCACGCGUUCCUCAUUUUGGAACCCAAGAAGAAGGACUCCAGCAGUCACGUGAAGCACGUGCUUUGCGCUGAGAACGACCGGGAGAGAGAUCAGUGGGUUGAUGCUCUGCUCAGAUGGAUCGACUUCAAGGAUCCCGAGGAGGAGGAGGCUCAGGCGGCAAAGCAUCAUGCUCAUGACCGCCAAGCGGCUGCUGCCGCCGAGCGCGCUGAGAAGAAGAAGCAGAGAUACAAGAAGACGGCUUCUCAACACCAACCCCAGCAACAACAACAGCCGACUGAGUCGUCAGACAACCUUAUCGGUGUUCGUUAUGACGCCACAUCCCAGGGUGACCUACCUCAGCACGGUGCUCCCGUACGACCAAGGGGCCCUGGAGGGCCUAUGCCAGAUCACCAUCACGCUGAGGCGAUGGGAAUGUCUUCACAACCGUCGAUGAUGAUCUCUGCUCCGAGAGAUAUGCAUCCCAUUGCUGAUUCGGCUCAGUGGGGCAACAAGCCUGGCCUCGGUCUUCCCGUCAACGAGGAGAAGAAGAUCAAGAAACGCAGCUUCUUCGGCUUCGGGCCCAAGACUAGGUCAUCGUCUGAUGGACAAGACUCCUUGUUCGGUGGAAGUGAGGGUGGUUCCUCAACCCCUCCGCAAGGCGGCUAUGCCGGUCCCGUGCGCCAGGCGUUCGGAGCACCAUUGGCCGAGGCGGUGCGAUACAACCAUCCCGUCGACAUCAAUGUACCACUGCCUGCAGUCGUUUACAGGUGUAUUCAGUACCUAGACGCCAAGAACGCUAUCUUGGAGGAAGGCAUCUUCCGUUUGAGUGGCUCCAACGUUGUCAUCAAGCAACUCCGCGAGCGCUUCAACGUUGAGGGUGACGUCAAUCUGGUGACCGACGAGACUUACUACGACAUUCAUGCUGUCGCUUCCUUGCUCAAGUUGUACCUGCGUGAACUGCCUACGACCAUCCUUACUCGAGACCUUCACCUGGAGUUUUUGGCAGUCACAGAAAUGUCUGGCCUCAAGGAAAAGAUCUUCGCUCUAUCUGAGCUGGUGCAGAGGCUUCCUCAAGCAAACGCCACGCUGCUGAAGUACCUGAUCGCUUUCCUGAUCAAGAUCAUCAACAACGCAGACAUGAAUAAGAUGACGGUGCGCAAUGUAGGUAUCGUCUUCUCGCCGACUUUGAACAUUCCAGCGCCCGUCUUCGCGAUGCUCUUGCAAAACUACUCGGGCAUCUUCGGUUUUGAACCCGAAGAAUAUGAGUUACCGUCCUCCUUUGACGGAGAUUCCGGCCGUGAGCGAUCGGGAUCUUUGCCGAGUAUGGCCAAUGGUCUGCCCAACCGACCGUCAUUCGACCCGCAGCAAGCGCGUCCCUCUACGUCCGCCGGAUCGAGCCAGUCGCCUCACCGGCAAAGACUCAUGGAGGCCAUGACAGGCCAGCAGAGAACUAGCGGAACACCGCCGCCCCUUCUGCAAGACUUGCACAGUGCUCGAUCAUCACCUACACCUCCGCCAAACUACCCGACCAGCCGUGGGCAGGGUUAUGAGCCUCAGUAUGCGCCGCAAGGGUAUGAGUCGAACGGUUAUCACGGCAUGGCCCAAAGCUACGACAACGGCUCUGGCGGCUACAGCCAGCCCCACAAACGACGAGAGAGCGCCAUCUUUAUGGGCAACAUGAUGGGAUUAAACCCGCAAAGCUCUAAGAGUCGUCUCCGAGAGGAGACUCGCUUCUGA
Colletotrichum aenigma is the source of this 4800-nucleotide messenger RNA. RefSeq names its product putative Rho-type GTPase-activating protein 2 (gene rga2-0). The transcript has 3 exons. Lineage: Eukaryota; Fungi; Ascomycota; Sordariomycetes; Glomerellales; Glomerellaceae. The coding region runs from base 1 to 4800 and encodes 1599 amino acids. Gene Ontology annotation, biological process: signal transduction; regulation of GTPase activity. Gene Ontology annotation, cellular component: cytoplasm. Gene Ontology annotation, molecular function: phosphatidylinositol binding. The record is from RefSeq and is a predicted model, not a curated record.